CGGGAACUGCUUGGCCAUCCGGUCUGGUUUAAGUGUGAAACGGUCUCGUAGUAUCGUGAAUUGAAAUCUUUUAUAUUCUGUUCAUUUUGUUUUCGUGGUGCAGGACGAAGUAAUAUGUUCACUGCCUGCUGUUUCUAACAUCCAAAGCUACUCGGCAACGGUGCACCGGAAUAAACCCCCUGCCCGAAUAUGAAACGCAUCGCCGAGCUCGACUAUAAAACCGUGUCCAGCAUCAAAGGGACUCGUACGCGCAACAAACGAAAGUGCAAACGCAAAAAGAAUGCACGCGCAGCGAAACGCUUCUGCUGCGUAUCGACACCGGAACUCCAGAGUGCGAAAGAUCACCGGAGUGCUGAAGAAUCUGGGGCCGCGGCGAUUGAUCCUCCACAGGCAUCAGGUUCCGUGUCGGCGCAAAAACGCAGCUUCACGCGUUGUGCCACUCCCGCAGCACCUUCACACGUGCAACUGAAGAACGCACAGAACGUGUGGAUCCGGGCAUACCAGCGGAUAGUGAAGUGGCACAGCAAGCACCAGAUGAACUACUGGAAGUUGUGCGCCCAGCAGUUAAAAGCGGAGAAUGCCCGCCUCAGGCGCCAGGCAGCCGCACCGGCCACCCGCCGUUACGUAGGUCCGGACGCAACGAGCGGUUCGGAGGAAGAGUAUCCCGACAAGGACGAUCCGUACGGCGAUACGGAAGACGAAAGUGCAGACGAUUGGAACGCCAUCGAAGCAAAUGGACGGACGGCGGACGGACGAUCGAUAGACGAACCCGAAUGGGACGAAGAGUUUCUCGCCUUCAUGGAGGUGUCGGCCCGGCACCGGCUCGAGCAUAGUCGACUGAAAAACGAAAGUGUUCACUAAUUAGAUUUAUGAAUA
This is a messenger RNA of Anopheles bellator, 876 nucleotides long. RefSeq lists its product as uncharacterized. The transcript has 2 exons. The record is from RefSeq and is a predicted model, not a curated record. The coding region runs from base 190 to 861 and encodes 223 amino acids. Lineage: Eukaryota; Metazoa; Arthropoda; Insecta; Diptera; Culicidae.